Cornus florida is the source of this 1245-nucleotide messenger RNA. RefSeq lists its product as uncharacterized. NCBI's taxonomy places the organism in Eukaryota, Viridiplantae, Streptophyta, Magnoliopsida, Cornales, Cornaceae. Gene Ontology annotation, molecular function: protein dimerization activity. The transcript is spliced from 3 exons. Bases 1 to 1245 code for a protein of 414 amino acids. The record is from RefSeq and is a predicted model, not a curated record.
AUGCGGUCCGAUGGCUUAUUUAUCAAGCUUGUGCUUUUAGAGGGCAUGAUGAAUCCCUUCAAAUCAAGUAAUCGAGCCAAUUUCAUUGAAAUGGUAAAGGCUUUUGCGUCAUAUAAUGAUGAUGUCGCUAGAAUUGUUCUUGAAAAUGCUCCAAAAAAUGCCAAAAAAGUGAGAAGUAAGAUUCGUGAAGAUAUCGGCAAUGCCAAGUUUUGUAUUCUUAUUGAUGAAGCUCGUGAUGAAUCUAAAAGAGAACAAACGGCUUUCGUUUUAAGAUACGUUGAUAAGGAUGGUUUUUUACAAGAACGUUUCUUUGAUCUUGUGCAUGUCAAAGAUACAACUUCAUUGAAUUUAAAAAAAGAUCUUUGUGCGGUUCUUUCUCACUAUAAUCUUGAUGUUCACAAUCUCCGAGGUCAAGGUUAUGAUGGUGCUAGCAAUAUGCGUGGCGGAUGGAAUGCUUUGCAACAAAAAGAUCACGACAUCGUAAAUGCUAUGCAAUUGGUUUCGAGUACAAAACAAAUCAUUCUGAAAUUGAGAGAAAAUGGUUGGAACAAGUUACUUGAUAUUGUUAAAUCAUUUUGUGAGUGCCACAACAUUGAUGUGCCUGAUUUGAGUGUUCCUUGUACCAAAAAAAUUAAGGGUCAGUUAUGUCACCCACAAGAGAAUAUUACACUUGAGCACCACUAUCGGAUUGAUAUAUUUUAUGGCACAAUUGAUUCACAAUUGCAAAAGUUGAAUAACAAAUUUAGUGAAAAGGCAAUGAAACUUGUUACUCUCAGCUCAGCUUUGGAUCCUAGAGAUGGUUACAAGUUCUUUAACAUUGAAGACAUUUGCACACUUGUAGAUGAAUUUUAUCCUCAAGAUUUCACGGACCAAGAGAGGAUUAUGUUGACAUUCCAAUUGCAACAUUAUGAGGUUAAAAUGCCUGUUCAUUCAUAUUUGAAAAAUAUGUCAACAAUUUCUGAACUAUGUAGAGGAUUAGUGGAAACAAAGAAGUCAAAAAUCUACUUUUUGAUUGAUAGGUUGAUUCGUCUUGUCUUGACUCUUCCCGUUUCCACGGCAACUACAGAAAGGGCAUUUUCAACUAUGAAACUUGUCAGAACACAACUGCACAACAGGAUGGAGGAUGAGUUUCUUGCAGAUUACUUGAGUGUCAGUAUUGAAAAAGAAAUUGCUCAUACUUUUAGUACAGAUUCAAUUAUAGAUGAUUUUUCUUCUCUAAAAGAAUGUCAAGCUCAGCUUUUAUAG